This is a messenger RNA of Iphiclides podalirius (scarce swallowtail), 456 nucleotides long. Lineage: Eukaryota; Metazoa; Arthropoda; Insecta; Lepidoptera; Papilionidae. The record is from the annotation of a GenBank genome assembly.
AUGGGCGAACAAACGUUUCAUAUCGCGGACGAUAAUUUGGAGCAGCACAUCGUUACGUUGUUCGAAAAGUUGGAGUGCAUGCGGAGGGAUGCGAAUGCUGAUGCCGGGUUGUCGGGGAAAGUGCCGGCCAGGUUAGAAGUUCGGACUCUGUCUCUGUGGAAGGCUGUGGUGGCUGAGUGCGCGGCGUCCUUCCUUUACGUGUUCAUAGUGUGCGGUGCGGCUGGUGGAGCCGGCGUGGGCGCCUCCACAUCAGCCGUGCUGCUUGCAACGGCCCUGGCUUCCGGCUGUGCCAUCGCAACCAUUACUAUGUGCUUUGCAAACAUCUCCGGCGCUCACGUGAAUCCGGCCGUCUCGGCGGCGCUGUGCGUGAGGAGACGCGUUUCGCCCCUUCGUGCGGCGCUCUACGUGGCCGCCCAGUGCGGGGGCGCCAUCGCCGGUGCCGCCGCCAUCUACGGG